GAAUUAUUGUGAUUUUCAGGUUUUAAUUUUUUUGAUACUAUUUAGAACAGUUUUAUCUAUACUAUGUGACAUGUUUCAUGUUAUGACUUUUUUUUGUUUCUCUUGAAACCUACGUUAAAAGUAGUCACAUGGCUAAUGAUUGUACUCAUUCAAAUGAGUUCCCGCGUAGGAUAGAUUUUGCUUCAUUUAGGAAAGAUAGAGAUAAGAUGAUAUUCUAAUAGGAGAAUAUUAGCUAAUAUUAAAGUUUUUACAACGGUUUAGUCAGUCGUCGCUUAUGAAUAACGCUGAAAACUAGCGGCGUUUCUUACCGAACCAGCUAGCUACCUCGGAUGAAUCAGACAAAGGAUGGUGCUCUUUGUCUCAAAUCGAUUACCCCGCUGACUAAUUCUUAAGUUUCUUGAUGACUUUUCUUUGAAAGAUACAAUUAUUCGAGGCAACGAAAAUUAAAUGUACAUAAAUAAUUUAUCUAGAUGGGGCUUGCCCGGCAAAUGUCUCGCGCGCGCUAGCUAUUUAUAGUAACAGUUGUGACCUCGUUUUUUCUCGAGAUGCUAAAACUUAUGUAAUAAUUGCAGAAUUUUUAUCGAGGAUGUUUUCGUUUCACAAACCAAAGACAUACAGAUCUUCUGAUGGAUGUUGUAUCUGUAAGGCUAAAUCGUCAUCUUCAAGAUUUACUGAUUCGAAAAAAUACGAGAAUGAUUUUGCCGAUUGCUUCCGUAUAGAAGAACGCCGAGCCGGUGAAAUUUGUAACGCCUGCGUUCUGCUUGUCAAAAGAUGGAAAAAACUACCCACGGGAUCAAAGAGACAUUGGCAUCAUGUAGUCGAUGCUCGAGCUGGGCCAGGUAGCAAAAGCCUAACACGAGUUAAAUCACGUCUGAAUCAGAGAUUGGAACAUUUUACAAAGUAUAAACACAAGAAGUUACCGUCAAAACGAGCUCCCUCCCGACUUUUUGCUAGAUCUCCAAGUUUGAUAUCAGAUGACAAUAUCAUUGUAUCAGAUGAAGAAUCAUCAGUCUCAUCAUCCGAAAGUGGUUCAGAAUAUCAAUCAAAACGCCGCCAGAGACGCGUAUCAGUUUCCCCUUUAUUAGAUCUGAGCUACUGGAAAACAAAGCACGUCUGUUGCGGUAUAAUUUUUGUUGGAGAAUUUGGGGAAACAAUCCUUGAUCCUAAGUUAAUUAGAGGUUGUGAGAAGUGCAUUCCAAACUAUUCAAGAACUCCAUCCGAAACUUCGAGUAUAAAAGAUUCUUUGGAGCGCCAAACAUCUUCAGGAAGCACAGUAGAAAGCGAUACGGAGCAGGCUGAGUAACAAAGAGUUUUUAAAAGCAAAAGUAUUUCUUUUUGGUUUUCAUAGCAUCCAACUUCCGGUUAUUUGACUGAAAUAAUCGCCACGAAGUUUUUGUAGUUGAAAUGUAUUUAUUAGUGUGAGAGUAUUUGAGAUUUGUAAGUGUUCAUAACUUAUUGCUGUUCAACUUGAUAUUUCAACCGCCGAAAUAUGUCAGGUGCUUUCCUCUUGAUGACUAAAGUUUUAUUGUAUAUUGUUUUUUUAGUUGAACUAUUUGUUACAAGAAUGCUCAAGCGAUUUGAAAGUCACAACAUUUUGUAAAAUGGACAUUUUGUACUUGUUUUCGUAUAUAUAUGUAUAUAUAUAUAUACAAUUUGUAUACAUUUUUAUUCUGGAUACAUUGUAGCUGAUUAUUAUUCAGACAAUGUUAAAUUCGAUUAUAGAUAUAGU
Molecule: messenger RNA, 1729 nt
Organism: Dimorphilus gyrociliatus
Lineage: Eukaryota; Metazoa; Annelida; Polychaeta; Dinophilidae
Source: the annotation of a GenBank genome assembly